ACGGAGAUGUUUCCCACCGAGGACAUUUGAGAAGCAGACUCAAUUGUGGUCAUGAAGUAAUUUCACGGUAUUUUAAAAAGCAGAAUAACGAGCGUACCCCAGUGCCUGAAGGGUGCUGUCGUGGAUGGAGCCCCAUGGCCCUGACUUGGAGGUCCGGCCGGCAGUGCGGCGGUGUGUGGCAGCCCUCUCCUCCUCUGGGGACCUGAACGAGGUGACCCAGAGUCUGCGCACGCUGGGGGGCUUCCUGGGGGAAGGCGGUGACGGAGACCAGCCCCCGCCGGGACAGCGGGGCGAGUUUGCCCGGGCGCACUACACCCGGGUCCUGCAGUGCCUCGUUGGUCACGCCGGCGCUAGCUGGCUAGAGCUCCUGCCGCCCGCCCAGCGCGCCGAGCUCUGGGACGGCCUGUUCCUGAGAGGACCCCCGGACCAGGCUCUCCUGGUGCUGCUGGACAGCCUGAGCUCCAGCAGCCCAAGUGCAGGUCUGGACAGGGUGCUGGAUGUCUUGAAGCAGUUCCUCCGCGCUGGGCGUCUGAAUGCACUUCUGUGGUCACGGUGUCACGGGGUACCCCCUCCGGAGUCCCCCCAGCUCCGGGAGGCCCUCUUGGGGCGCCUGGUCUCCCUGCCUGAUAUCGCCGCCAACCGCCUACAGCACCAGAACUGCGCUGAUUUUCUGCCAGCCAGUUACUACCCACUCCUGGCCAGAGAGGUGGGCACCGUCCUGGAGCAGAUCUGUGUGGCUCUGAGAGGAGGACAGGACUGCUCUCUGACUUUUGUAGCCCAGCUGCUGGGGAAGGCCUGUAUGCAAGGACACAGUGAGCUCAUGUUCGCAGAGCUGGUGCCCCGCCUCUCCGCCCUCACCCAAUCAGACAUGGUGUGGCAGAGGGUGUGCUGGCGAUUGGUGGAGAGUGUUCCAGAGCGCUGGGUGGAGGGCGUGGUCACAGGACUGGUGCAGGCUGUGGACAGGCCAGGCGCUCUAUCCAGGAUCCUGGGCAACGUGGUUGUGAAGAAUAAAAAAGCCCAGUUUGUCAUUACUCACAAGCUCCUGCUGCUGCAGUACAAGUACAAGACUCCUGUGCUGCGGAGCAUCGUGGGAUACCUAGCUCAGGACAGGGAGCGCCGCCCUCUUCUCAUACAGGCGCUGCGGGCCCUGCUGGAGGCCUGGUGCAGCGGCAGCGCGGUCCGGCACACCCCGCUGGAGCAGCAGCUGUACCUGAGCCGAGCCCUGCUGCUGUGCGCGGCGCAGCUGACCGAGGCCGAGCUGCGAGAUCUGCGCGCAGAGAUCCUGCAGCGCAUGAUGGACGGGAUGCAGUGCCAUCUGGACAGCAGCGUAAGCCGGGUCAGGCGUCUGGGCAUGGUGGUGGGAGAGUGUCUGAGCGCCAGGCUCGACCCAGAGGGCACCCAGCUCAAAUUCCAGUAUGAUCACGAUGCUGAGACCCAGGAGCUGGUGUCACUGAUGUCUCCUCUUCCUGCCAGUGAGUCCCUCUCUGAGGACACCCCUGCAGCUGACAGAACUGAAUUGCCACUGAAUAGUUCGGAGUCACCUGAUAGAGGCCAGAAAUCGACAACUCAACCAGAUUCACAUCAGAUUUCAAUGGGAACAGAGCAAACCACAGAUAAGGGUGAUGACUCUGAACUGGACAGUGAUGACGAGCUGACCCCCUACGACAUGUCCCAGGACCAGAAGCUGAGUGAAGUCCCCCCACCUCGCUACCUGCGAGACUGCCUGGAAGCCCUCACCACCUCCGGGGAUCCUGGGAAGGUGGAGGCGAGUCUCCAGGCCGCCGAGGGCCUGAUCCGGAGGAACGCUGCGGCGGCCAGGGAGGUGAGUGUCCAGCUGACCAAAGUCCUCCUGCACCUGGAGGACAGCUACAACACCGCAGGAUUCCUGGGGCUGCGACAGGGUGCCAUGGUGGCCCUCGCCGUCACCGACCCCAUCCCGGUGGCAGAGUUCCUGACCACUGAGUUCUUUGCGCUGAACUACAGCCUGUGCCACCGGAUGGACAUCCUGGAGGUGAGAAGCUGGGGCGCCGGCGCAGCGCCCUGCAGGACAGGGGAGACCCUCGUUCUCCCAGCUCAGGCCUGGAGAGCACUGAUAGACCACCUGGGUACAGGAAAACCCACUUCAGCUGGGCAUUUUCUGGCUGGGCUUUGCUGUUCUCAGUGUCUGUGCUUUCCUCUGGACUGGCAGGGUGCCCGCCGGCCGGCUGGCAGUGCCCCCCCGAGCCGCUUCGCCCCGGUCGCUGGACACUUCUUCUUCCCUCUGCUGCGCAACUACGACAGGCCGCAAGUGACCUUUGACCUCCUGGGAAGUGACCACCUGCUCCUGGGACGCCUGGUUCACACUCUGGGGCUGCUCAUGCACCUGGCGGCCAACGCUCCGGUGGCCACGCAGAUGGGCCGGGCACUGCUGGACUUCGUGUGGGCCGUGCGGUACCAUGUGGACCAGGUGGUCCGGCGAGGGGUCCUCUUUGCCGUCUGCGCUGUGUUUCUGAGCAUGCCCAGUCAGCACCUGCUGGCGGAGCUGAGCGAGCACCUCCUGGAGACGCGGGCCUGGCUGACAGAUGUGGCCGAGGGGGACCCCGAUGACGAGUGCCGCAGCCUGGCGAUGCAGAGCCUGCUGCUGCUGGAGAGGAGCCUUAAGAAAGAGCUGGAGCCCGAGCCCCUGGCCCUGCGGCCCUGAGUGUCCGGGGAGUCUGCUGGCGGGGCAGGACAGGAGCCUUGAGGACCUGCCAGGCAGCACGCAGGCUGUUGCAUCCGGUACAGUGUGUCCAGCCAGGGGAAGGAGGUGGGAUGCCAUCGCCGGGACAUUAACAUGCACUCAACACACUGGGUGAAAUAUUUAUAGACUUGGCAACUUGGAGGAUGGGCCAAAAAUACCUUUGGAAUUACACAAGGAAGGGGACUUCUUUUUUUAAAACCUUUAUGUUCUUUCCUGUGCUUGAGGAUCUGCUCUUUACUUCGGUGGGUGCAGGUGUUAUCAGUGGAAAUGAUGUAAACUGCCCCUCCUCCUUGCAACCUCCUUAUCCGAAAAUAAACUUUUUGUUUUCCAAAUGAA
Messenger RNA from Lepisosteus oculatus (spotted gar), 3055 nucleotides. The record is from RefSeq and is a predicted model, not a curated record. Lineage: Eukaryota; Metazoa; Chordata; Actinopteri; Semionotiformes; Lepisosteidae.